Messenger RNA from Helobdella robusta, 459 nucleotides. RefSeq lists its product as hypothetical. The transcript has 3 exons. The record is from RefSeq and is a predicted model, not a curated record. NCBI's taxonomy places the organism in Eukaryota, Metazoa, Annelida, Clitellata, Rhynchobdellida, Glossiphoniidae. The coding region runs from base 1 to 459 and encodes 152 amino acids.
AUGGCGAACCUGUCGAUUCCUGUUCUAAUACUUGUAGCGUUCGGAUGUGCUCAGGUGUUUUCCGACGAAUUUUAUUGCGCCAUCUGCACUGGGAAAGCUGACUACAACAAGCUGGUCGACGGAUGUUUUGGGAAAAAAAUAACUUUGGCCUACUGCAAAAAUGAAAAUAUUAAUGGCUGUUAUGCCGAAUUGAAAAUAAACACAAAAAGUAAAACUGUUGAAAUCGAGAGGGGAUGCACGCCGAAGUUCGAACAAAACUUGUACACUUCAGUUGAGGGAGAUGUCAUCUCACUGAAGAAGUUCUACGUGGAGAACGGCAGCAAUUGUAAUAACGGAAACACGCCGUUCAGUUUCAACAGUCUGACAAAUGAGCAGAGGAAAGAAUAUGAAGCAGCAGUCAAAGAUUGGAAAAGUUCAGGAUGCGAUUGGAACAGGUGGCGCGCUGAAAAGAGCGGGUAA